This is a messenger RNA of Spodoptera littoralis (African cotton leafworm), 654 nucleotides long. Lineage: Eukaryota; Metazoa; Arthropoda; Insecta; Lepidoptera; Noctuidae. The record is from the annotation of a GenBank genome assembly.
AUGGGUGUAAAACUGUACACUUUGGAUAUGAGCCCGCCAGUGCGUGCCUGCAUGAUGGCUUGUGAGAUCUUCAACGUGCCAUUUGAGAAGAUCCCUGUUGAUUUAAUGGCAGGUGACCAUCUAACUCCUGAAUAUUUACAGAAAAAUCCUCUCCACACAGUCCCUGUUAUGGAAGAUGGCGAUGUCACAUUACAUGACAGUCACGCAAUAAUGGCGUACUUAGCUGACACCUACGGAAAAGAUGAAUCUUGGUAUCCAAAAGAUGUCAAGAAACGGGCUUUUGUGAAUCAAAAACUAUUCUUCGAUACAGCUAUAAUUUUUCCUAGACUACGAAACAUCACAUACUUCAUCGUGAUGAAAGGAAAGACGACCAUAGAACCAGAAUUGCUGGAGGCCGUUGCAGAAGCUUACGACUUCAUGGAAGCAUUCCUGUCCCGUACAAAAUACAUCGCUGCAGAUCAUGUCACCAUCGCUGAUAUUGGAAUAUUGGCAGUUAUGACGUCUCUCGAACACAUUCUAUCAGUGGAACCUAAUAAAUACCCAAAAACAUCCGCCUGGUUAGAAAACUUGAAAACAGCUCCAUACUGCAAGAAGUGGAAUGAAGAAGGUGCCAAUGCGUUGGGAGCGUUUGUUAAGAGCAAAGUUACUUUGUAA